AAAUGUUCUAAUUUAUCUAACUGUAAAAUACCUUUAUCAUACGUGUUAAAAGCAAGUUACAUAUGCAGAGCUCUGUAACCACACAAUUGGUCAUAAAUCAAAAGCAUCAUGUGCAGCGAAUUACACUGUAGAAGGCAUUGUCUUCUCUUAUCCUAAAAUAAACAAUGACAAGUGCUCUUGAAACCCACAACCGUACAUACAAGAUCACUCUGUAAAAGUUCUUGGAACAAUCUGAUGUAUGUGUGUGUGUGAUUGAGAGUGACCCCAAGUGCCAUGUAAGAUUUUGAAAAGUGUACAGGAUAUAGUCCUUUCAACUAAUCAUUACCUAGGCUUCAUGAAAUCAUCAUUAGUAACCAUAUAUUUACACAUCUGGUUUGGCAUAAAAAUUAAUACAAUAAAUUGUAAAAACCCUACACCUUCUUAAUAAAUGUACAACAUUGGUGUGUCUAUGGAAAGACAGCACACCACAAAAGAUUUUAAAUAGGAUCUGAGGUUCUCAUGACAUGCUAGGUACCAAGGCUACAUUAGUGAUGUGUAUCUUAUUUCUUCACACUGACAACAAUCCAGCACCCAAUAAGUUCAGGCUGAUUUUGGCCUCCAACAGAGAUGAAUACUACCAACGCCCAACUCGUCAGGCUAAUUUUUGGGAUGAGGAUCCUACAGUGAUAGGAGGUCGUGAUCUAGAACCAGGGAAAGAAGGGGGGUCCUGGUUGGCUCUCUCAUCUCAUGGACGUAUUGGAGUGAUACUUAAUGUGACGGGUGAGAAUACACAAGAUCCAUCUUCCAGCACUGGGAGGGGUUUCAUUGUACCUAAUUUUGUAACCAACAAACAGCAUGAAAUGCAAGAGGAAUACCUUGUAAGGCUAUCUAAAGAUGGGCAUAAACACAGCCCCUUCAAUUUCAUCAGUAUUGAUAUCAGCAUGAAGCAAAUCAAUGUGCAGCAGUAUUCUAAUGCUUAUGGUUGUAAAGACCAUGCAGAGAAUGUUGCCUCAGGACCAAGAGGAUGGGGAAACUCAAUCCUUGGCCAUCCAUUCCGCAAGGUGACAGCUGGAACCUCCCAUUUUAAGGAAAUCGUGGAGGCUUAUGGGACAAUGAAAGACAAGGACAUCUUAGUUCAAGAGCUGCUAUCAUUGCUUAAGUGGGACAAGAGCCAUUUUCCUGAUCCUGAACUACAACGACGACUGCUUGGUAAAACUCCUUCUGUAGUGGAAAGAACAAGUUCAGUGUUUGUCACCAUUCCAGAACAUGGAUAUGGUACCAGGACCCACAGUAUUAUACUCAUUAAUAGACAAGGAGAAGUUGAUUUUAUGGAAUGGACCAUGAAGGAGCCUAUUGACCCACAAAACCCUACAUGGAUAUCUGCAAAAUAUACCUGUCAAUUGGAGAGCUGUUAACAUAGUUUUACUAGUUAAGAGAAGGAAAUAUUUUCAAGUAGUAGAACUGAAGUAUCUAUAUCAGGAAUAUGAGCAUUGCAAACUAAUAACAAUUAUAAUUCUAUCUUAAAGGAAAUUAUACAUGGUUUAACAUGUUACUUUAACAAAAUAUCACAGACUGCACAGUGUUAUGAGUCUUGUAAGGUUGAAGACGAAAUUAAUAUAAAAAUAAAAAUCUGUAUGACAUGCAAACAAUAUUUAAAAUUUGUACACAGAAAUGCAUGUCAUAUGAACCUGGGUCAAUCUACCAUUAAAUUUCUCUUUGUCAUAAGGUUUAUAUAUUAAAACUGCAUAAAAUUAGUGGUGCAAAACAUUUAUAAACUGACUUCCAAAUGUACCUAACUAUAAAAUAUUAUAUACUUAUUCUUGAACUGCUGUGGUAAGCUAAAAGAAACUUUUUAAUGUGUCUACCCUUAUGUUUGAACCUUACAAAUAAAAAUAAAUAACUUCCUUAGUAAA
This is a messenger RNA of Zootermopsis nevadensis, 1892 nucleotides long. It is a transcript of the gene Tango2, whose product is annotated as transport and golgi organization 2. NCBI's taxonomy places the organism in Eukaryota, Metazoa, Arthropoda, Insecta, Blattodea, Termopsidae. The record is from RefSeq and is a predicted model, not a curated record. Gene Ontology annotation, cellular component: Golgi apparatus. Gene Ontology annotation, biological process: protein secretion; Golgi organization.